Exophiala aquamarina CBS 119918 is the source of this 1248-nucleotide messenger RNA. RefSeq names its product glycosyl hydrolase family 10. Gene Ontology annotation, molecular function: hydrolase activity, hydrolyzing O-glycosyl compounds. The record is from RefSeq and is a predicted model, not a curated record. Lineage: Eukaryota; Fungi; Ascomycota; Eurotiomycetes; Chaetothyriales; Herpotrichiellaceae. Gene Ontology annotation, biological process: carbohydrate metabolic process. The transcript has 3 exons. The coding region runs from base 1 to 1248 and encodes 415 amino acids.
AUGCGGUGUCCCAAGAGCCUCCUGCUCGCCAUUUGCGCGACUCUUGUCGCCUCGAAUCCUGUGAAGAAUGGGUGGCCAACGACAGCAAACUGGGCUACAACUCGAGGCUGGCCACAUCAGUCUCCACCGGCGCAACAAACUGAAUUAUCGCAGACACCCCCGCCAGAGCCAGCUUCGUCGAGGCCUUCAUCAGUUCCUGCACCGACCUGUCAAGGAUAUUUUGAACCCACUGCUCCACCUUACUUGAACGACCUGGCCCAAGCAGCAGGGAAGUUGUAUUUCGGAAGUGCGACGGAUCAGCCCGGGACAGGUGAAGAUGAAAACAUUCUAUACCAAACCAUUCUCAACAAUACUCACAUAUUCGGCCAAAUCACACCUGCAAACUACAUGAAAUUCUGCGCCACAGAGCCUGAGCAAGGAGUAUUCAAUUUCACUGGUGGACAGGUGGCGGUUGACAUUGCCAAAGACCGCGGGAAAUACCUGCGGUGCUACAACCUCGUGUGGAACUCUCAGUUGAGCGACUGGGUCAUCGAUGGCACCUGGACAGCGGAGACGCUGACAGCAGUCAUGGAAAACCACAUAAAGACACUGAUCACGCAUUUCCAGGAUCACUGCUAUGCUUGGGACGUCAUAAAUGAGGCACUCUUUUGCAACGGGAGCUUUUCUCCUAGCAUCUGGUAUGAUACCAUUGGACCCAAGUACUUCAUCCUUGCCUUCCAAUUUGCCCAAGAAGCUGUCGAGGCAACUGGGAAGGACAUCAAACGGUACUACAACGACUACGGCAUUGGCGACACUGGUAACAAGACGCAAGCAGUGUAUGGCCUGAUUAAAGAAUUGCAAUCCCGGGAAAUCCGUAUCGACGGCAUCGGGCCCGAAUCUCAUUUCAUCGUUGGAGAGACACCGAGCCGUGAAGAGCAAGCUGCGGCCAAACAAGGCUACGUCUCCCUUGGGGUCGAAGUCGCCACCACGGAGCUUGACAUACGGUUCGAGUUCGCGAAUGCCACCAACGCGACCGGCUUCGCCAUCCAGGCUCAAAACUACUACGACUCGGUGGCUAGUUGCAUCGAUGUCGACGGCUGCGUCGGAAUCACUGUGUGGGACUUUGACGACCAGUAUUCCUGGAUCCCGUUGACGUUUGAGGGCCAAGGUGCUGCUACGCUGUACAAUGGGGACUUUACGAGAAAGCCCGCUUAUUACGCGGUCGGGGAUGCUCUGCAGAGCACGCCUUGCUCUGUGCGUUCUGCAUAG